AUGGCGAUGCAAGCACCUUUCCGACUCGGUCUCAUCGCUGACAUACAGUACGCAGAUUGCGAUGAUGGCACUGACUUUUCAGGCUGUGAGCAGCGGCAUUUCCGCAACUCUCUGAAUAUUGCGCGGAAUGCCGUCGAGUGCUGGAAUGCCGUCGGCGUGGAUGCAGUGGUGCAGCUGGGCGACGUCAUCGAUGGCUGCAAUGCGAAGAUGAAUGCUAGCGAAACGGCCCUUGCUGCAGUGCUCAAUGUACUAUCCAGGAGCCCAGCACAGCGCUUUGAUCUCAUUGGCAACCAUGAGCUCUACAAUGUGAAGCGGGACUCCAUGACUGCCUCGGGGCUGCGCUGUUUCGGCCCAGACGGACUGACUUAUUACUCGGCGCACCUUGGUGACCGUUGGGAAGCCAUCUUUCUUGAUCCUUAUGAGAUUUCGCUGAUCGGGCUAUCGCAAGAUGACUCGGGCUUCCUCGAGGCGACAGAGAUGAUGCGCCAGCACAAUCCGAACGUCCUCACCGGUGCGAAGGACUGGUUCACAGGCUUGCCAACUUCAAAGCAUCGCUUCGUCCCCUACAAUG
Symbiodinium sp. CCMP2456 is the source of this 571-nucleotide messenger RNA. NCBI's taxonomy places the organism in Eukaryota, Dinophyceae, Suessiales, Symbiodiniaceae. The record is from the annotation of a GenBank genome assembly.